Messenger RNA from Amphimedon queenslandica, 682 nucleotides. RefSeq lists its product as uncharacterized. The transcript has 4 exons. Lineage: Eukaryota; Metazoa; Porifera; Demospongiae; Haplosclerida; Niphatidae. The coding region runs from base 1 to 507 and encodes 168 amino acids. The record is from RefSeq and is a predicted model, not a curated record.
AUGUGCAUGUACGUAUCAAGUUGUUGUAGCAUUUAUGCAUUACUUGAAUUUAUUUAUUUAUUCCCCGGCAGUGCUCUAUCAGCAGCUGUUACCUCCACUCCCAUUAAAGACCCAGCCCCCACCAGUUCUUCCAAUCCGUCAGAUAAAGGUACUCCUACUCCUCCUACUGACCCACCCCCAAAGACUCAACCUCAGUUAGUGAAGGCACACACUAUAGGUCAUUCCAGUGGGGGCGGGGCUGAGUCUCAUAAAGACGCUAAAGGAAGGAGAGCAACUUAUUCAUUCACUGACCAGGGUGUUAAUGAUGAUGAAAGCAUUGCCCGUUAUAUGCAGCUGCAGUUGAAUAAUGAAACUUAUAAUGAAGAUUUGAAAUUUGCUGAGUCACUGCAGGAGAUCAAUGAGCCACCUGAAAUUGAUGAGAAAACAACACUGAGAAUAAACCUGGGACUAAGUAAAGAUGCAACUGAUGAGGAAGUACAGGCACGUCUUCAAGAGUUUACUAAGUAACAUAUUAUUUGUAUAUCAUUAGUAUAUUAUUAGUAUACUCUUAUUUUGUAAUUUUGUUUGUUCCCUUGGCAUUUUGUGACUUAUUUUUUUUCACAAUAAAUUUUUCCUUACUGCAUAUCAUUGACUUUAAUGUCUGCUACCAUGUAUAAUAUAACAUCCAAAUUUUGUGUUGGCC